Messenger RNA from Didymodactylos carnosus, 726 nucleotides. Lineage: Eukaryota; Metazoa; Rotifera; Eurotatoria; Philodinida; Philodinidae. The record is from the annotation of a GenBank genome assembly.
AUGCCCCGUUCAAGAUCUCCUACUCUUCGUUCUCAUUCGCCACCUGAUUAUGAUUCCCGUGAUUAUCGCGGUGGUGGCAGCGGUUAUGAUAAUGGUCACAAUAAUCGAGAUGAUCAAUUCAGAAUUCAUAUAGCCGAAUUAUCAAAAAGUUGUAGACAAAAAGAAAUUGAAAAAACAUUCGAAUCUUUUGGACCUAUAUUAGAAGUUUGGCAUGCACAAGCCUCCUGUUUUGCAUUUGUUGUUUAUAAAUAUAAAGAAGAUGCACAAAAAGCAGUUGAUGCCAUGGAUGGGAGAUCAUUUAAUGGAACACGAGUUAGAGUUACAUGGGCACGUCCACGUAUAAGAAAUCGUCCAAGAAGAUAUGAUCCAAGUAUGCGUUGUUAUAAAUGUGGUCAACGUGGACAUUUUAGUCGUGACUGUGACGGUGUAUCACAUAGUAGAAUCUCGUCAUCACGCCGAAAAGAUGAUGAUCGUGGAGGAAGAGAUGAUAGACGUCAACAUAAUCGAUCAUCGAGAUCACGUUCACCCAUACAACAACGUCGUAGUACUCAUCAGAGUAGUGGUAAUGGACAAAGACGAUAUAGUUCCGUGGAAAGACCGAGAAAUGCACAUGACAGUAGUAGAAGAUACAACAAUAAUAACAGGAGCUCCGAAACUACAGAAUUAAAUAGCAGAAUUUUCGAAAGUUUCAAAGAAGAGAAAAUCGAUGCAAAUCUCAAAGAUUGA